CCAGCAACAAUUAAAUUAAAAAUACAGUUUACUCAACCAACAAUGUGACCGAUUUUCUCGCUACCUUUUCCCCCUAUUAAGCAAUGGACAUCAAACGCAAAGCUCGCAAAGAGGACAUCAUUUGGGACAGGUCCAUCCACAACGUCUUCAGCUGGCUGUUCUUCGCCAUGCAAUUAUUCGGCUUCAUGCCUCUGCGGGGGAUAUUCAAACGCGAUUUAUCCGCCAUAAAAUUCACCUGGAUGUCCUGGAUCAGCCUCUACGCGCUGCUCACCAGCGCUGGCAUGUUCUUCAUGCUGGCCACGCAGGUGGCGCGGUUCUUCAUCUACAACAUGCACACGCAGGAGAUGCAGCGGUUCUUCUACUUCAUGAAAUCGUGGUUCGUCAGUUGGUUCUUCUUCGUCCUCGCCAGGGAGUGGAAGGACAUGCUGGUGAGGUGGAACGAGGUGGACGAGGCGCUGGCGCGCUUCGGCAGGCCCAAGUGCGCUAAGAGGAAGCUGAAUUUCGGGAUGGUAUUUUUUAUAGCGUUUUUUAUCGGCGAUUACGUUUUGAUUCAAACCCAACGAACCGAGCAGGAUAUUUUGAAGCACAGCGUGAUAUUGUCGUGGAAAGCUUGGGAGCACUUCCAGAAGCACAGGAUAUUCAAGUAUAUUUACGAGCUGUACCCGUACAAUUUUUUUAGCAGCCUUUGCCUAUUAAUUAUCCAAUUGCAAGUACUGUUUUCUGGAACUUUUCUGGACUUGUUCAUAAUGGGUACCAGUUUCUGUUUAGCCUCUCGAAUGAAGUUAAUUACCAAAAAAAUCAAAGAAAUGUCUUUUAAAAGAAUGGAAUCUGACGAAGUUUGGAUAAACUUGAGAGAAAGUUACAAUAAAUUGGAAUUGCUUUGCUGUUAUAUCAACUCGAAAAUCGGCGUGGCGGUUUUGAUAUGCUUUAUGGGG
Molecule: messenger RNA, 935 nt
Organism: Phyllotreta striolata
Lineage: Eukaryota; Metazoa; Arthropoda; Insecta; Coleoptera; Chrysomelidae
Source: the annotation of a GenBank genome assembly